Hyalella azteca is the source of this 3494-nucleotide messenger RNA. RefSeq names its product beta-alanine-activating enzyme (gene Aasdh). Bases 26 to 3397 code for a protein of 1123 amino acids. The record is from RefSeq and is a predicted model, not a curated record. Gene Ontology annotation, biological process: amino acid activation for nonribosomal peptide biosynthetic process. Gene Ontology annotation, molecular function: protein binding. The transcript has 2 exons. Lineage: Eukaryota; Metazoa; Arthropoda; Malacostraca; Amphipoda; Hyalellidae.
CUACGGUACUCAACUUAUCUUUCUCAUGAGUAAUAAAAUGAAUGGCAUUGAUAUGCAACCUGGAUCGCUGCUGAAACAUUUUCAGGAGUUUCCAGAGUCUAGCCUCCCAGCCAUCACUUACAUUCAUGGUUCUGGAGCAGUCAGCACCAUCUCCUAUGGCGAGCUGUGUGAUGCUGUGGUACAUGUCUCCAAGGAGCUCUCCCAUAAACAAAAGCCAUCGUCAGCUGGCCAGCAACAGCGACCCCUGCUUGUAGUUGUCUGUGGUAGAAUGCACAGCUCCACCAUUGCUGUACUGCUGGCCGCUCUCAACUCUGACUCUUAUUUUUAUAUUGAUCCUGAUCAGUUGGAGUCAAGCAACACGCGCGAUAUGCUAACAUGCCUCAAACCUGAUCUGGUGCUUAUUGAAGAAUCUAUUAACUUUGACUUUUCUUGGCUUGGGGAAGAAAGUUCAUACUUAACUAAGAUAGUCAAGGUUGUUGAUAAAAAAUUUACUUUACAUUCUUUCCAGAACCCAUGUUCAUUUUUCAAUGAUUUUAAACUAUGGGAGAUAGCUUAUGUAAUUACAACUUCAGGCUCGACAGGUAUUCCUAAGAUGGUGUUCGUUCCACGCUCUUGUGUUGCUCCAAAUAUUUCAGAUCUUCUGAAUAUUUUUUAUAUCGUCCGGACAGAUGUAAUUUUUAGUGCUGCUCCACUUUCUUUUGAUCCCUCGAUUGUUAACAUCCUUAUGAGCCUUAACGCUGGUUCUCAUCUUGUUGUAGCUGACAAAAAUAUUAUCUCCUCAGUUGCCAUCAUAGAUAUUUUACUGACAUUAAGAGUUUCAGUUUUUCAGAUAACACCUUCACUUCUUAAUUUAUGGCAGAGUCAACAAAAUCUUGCAGCAAGCAUAUUUCACAUUGACUCCCACACACGCUUGUUAGCUCUUGGAGGGGAGACUCCUCCAAUAACUUUAUUAAAAUCACUGUUUAGAGAUUCUUUAUCUAUAGAUAUUUUCAGUCUUUAUGGUAUCUCUGAAGUUUCGUCUUGGUCAUCUGUCAAGAAAAUUUCUUUCGCUACUCAGAGUACAGAUAACAUUAUGAUAGCUCCUGCAAAAGACGCUGAUUGCGUGGUGGACGUAUUCUCCAAGCCUGGAUUCGAUAUACUUGAUCUGGGCCAAAUUCUAUCUGAAACAACUCUUUGCCUUGUGAAGAACGAUGAGAUCUUAAACCGAAAUGGUGAGGGAGAAAUAUAUUUGGGCCGCCAAAGUUCAUGUGGUGUUUAUGAAGUAGUCAGGGAGCCGCAGAGCUUGUCGGGAACUUUGCCAGAAAUACCUGGUAAGUCUAUGGGUGACGUUCGUUUGAAAAAGGUUAUUCCUCUUAUAAAUGACGAUGGUGUUAAAUUAUUCCCCUCGGGUGAUUUGGGUAGGAAGAUAAAUAAUGUUUUCUAUUACAUGGGUCGCUGCAAUAGGGUGGUGAAGUGCUAUGGGCAAAAAGUUAACCUCAAUACCAUAGAAGAAGAAUGUUUAUCAGUGCCUGGUGUUGAAAUGUGCCGUGCAAUAAGUGAAGGUGAUAUGAUUUUUUGCUUCUGUGUUGCUGGCAAUCAAGAAAGUUUGAAAAUAUCAACAUUGCGUCGCUCUGUGCGUAAAAUAACAAGCGUGCCAUGUCAGGUUUAUAUGCUAUCUUCUCUUCCUCUCACUGCUCACGGUAAGGUAGACGACAAACGCAUGCUGAAAGAUCUAACUUUGCUUAAGUGUAAAGGCUCCAUAACAGAAAAGUUUUUAGUGCAAGUGGUUGAUGAUCUUUGGUUUGAUUAUUGUAGUUGCAAGCCCACCCAAAAUAUGAACUUUAUUUCAUUAGGCAUGGAUUCCUUGCGAGCUGUCGAAUUCUUGGAAAUAUUGCAGCACAGAGUUGGGAGCCAAUUGCUUGGGAUGUUGGACUCGCUGCUCAUGGAUCGCUAUGAAGUAUUUUUAGAAGGUGUCAAGCGUUCUGUUGUAGGUCAUUCUGACCUGCGUGUGGAGAAUUCAACUAGCAUAGUUCAAGAUCAAAGCAGUGGUAGAGAAAACGCGAAAAAAACGAAAACAGAUAAUGAUAAAUUCGUCUAUGUUAUGUUAUCUAAGGUAAGUUCUUUGAUUCAGGGCAAGAAUGCUGUUUUAAGCCAAGCGUAUUUGCCAGAUUCAGAUCGAUUAACGUGGACUCUGAAUUUGGGCAAGUGUAUAGACGCGACCCCCAUAUUAGUGCAAAGCCAGUCACAUUCGGAAGCGUCAUUGUUGAUAGGCUCACACUCAGGCCGUUUCUGUUGCGUCGAUGCCCUCACUGGAGCUGUCAGGUGGUCUAAUGUGCUGGAGAAUCGCUUGGAAGCGUCACCCACCGUUGAUCGUUCUGCCUCUCAUGUCUAUGCUGCCUGCUACUCUGGUUUCCUUUAUUGCAUGAGUCUUGUCUCCGGCAGCCUCUUGUGGAAGUUCAAAGCUAAUGCUGAAAUCAAAUGCUCUCCCUUAGUUGACUAUGAAAGUGGUUGCAUUUAUUUUGGAAGUCAUGAUAAAAACUUUUACUGUUUGAAUCCUAAUGGUUCUUUGAUUUGGAAAAAUCUUCAUUCCGGGGGUAGUAUAUUCUCGUCUCCCUGCGUCGGCGAUAACACUGUCUUCGCUGCUUGUCUCAAGGGAGUAGUCGCGGGCUACGAAAAAUACACGGGAAAACUAAUCUGGAAAUUCAGUUUGAAUGCCCCUGUAUUUUCAUCACUUGUUUGCUUCUCGCGAGGUGUACUCUGUACAAGCGUUGACGGAAAUCUCACAGCUUUGUCUCCAAAAGGUGAAUUUCUGUGGUGUUGUGAUCUGUCGAACCAAUGUUACUGCACACCAAGAGUGGUGCAACUAAAACAAUCCGAAGUGAUCUGUGUUGGAGAUAACAGCGGAUGCGUUUCAUUCGUCAAUGAGUUAGGCAUUGUAUUAGGUCACUUCAAUGUCGACUGUCGUGUUGUUGCAACGCCCUUCCUCUACAACUGUCGUGGUGCAACUGUAGCUGUAGUUGCUGCGACCAAUGGCAAAAUGAAUUUUCUAAAAUUGUCUUUUGUCCGAGAUGAAUCUGGAGUUGUUAGUAGUAACGUGGACGGUAGAGACAUUAUGUUGUGUGGAGGUAGUGUGCAAGAAGCUCCACAUGUUAGUCAGAAGCCAUCAAUAAUAAGUAGGGAGUGUAAAAUGCUGAAGAAGAACGAUUUUAGUCACAGUCCUAGCGAUACAAUUUCUCCGAUUUCAUUGAAGUGUAUUGAUGAAUGCGCCGCAGAUCUAUUUUAUGGGAUCCAAAUUAAAUCUGUCUAUGAGCUCUCGUAUCCCGGUGAAAUAUUUUCGUCUCCUUUAGUGUUCCAAAGUUGCUUGUAUGUUUGCGGUCGCGACGAUACUGUGCAAUGCUACGAGUUGCUGCCUCGAUGACGAGUCGCUGAAAAGUGUACACCCUGUCUACUAGCAAUGAAAUAUCUUGUUAGCGCAUUUUCUCAUUUGUUGAAAAAAGGUGUCGCUAUUGCCAUGU